This is a messenger RNA of Odontomachus brunneus, 4617 nucleotides long. It is a transcript of the gene Regnase-1, whose product is annotated as probable ribonuclease ZC3H12D. The transcript has 7 exons. Gene Ontology annotation, molecular function: RNA endonuclease activity; metal ion binding; mRNA binding. Lineage: Eukaryota; Metazoa; Arthropoda; Insecta; Hymenoptera; Formicidae. Bases 296 to 2674 code for a protein of 792 amino acids. The record is from RefSeq and is a predicted model, not a curated record. Gene Ontology annotation, cellular component: cytoplasmic ribonucleoprotein granule; nucleus.
CGCCUCCGCGCACAGGCCACAGCUCGGGCGAUCCAUCUCAUCGCUCGAUCACGCAGUGCCGCACCCGCGGCUCGUGCACGCGUCGUCGUGAUCGCGCGUGUCCGGCCUGCUGAUUCUGUUUUACUUUUACAACGACAGCGUUGUUAUCGUCAUGUUGUCGUUCCGCAGACGUGAUACACGAUAGAGAGGCUGCACGACAGACCAUGCCAGUGACAUCGUCGUUAUAGAAGUCGAGAAUCGGCCUGCAGGAGUUCGUCCGUCCGUCCCCGUGUGCGAUGUCGCGGUGCCUGCGACGAUGGACGAUGAGGACGACAACAACGGCGGCGGCGCGCCGCCGUCCGCUGCCACGUGCCACAUCCGUGUCGCGCACCGGCAAGUCGAGCCGCUUCGCGGCCGCGCCGAGCGGAUCGCGAAACUGUUCGGCGUGAAGUUGCUGCUGCCGUCAUCGCAGUCACCGUCCCCGCUGCUACCGACGAAUCGAGCCGGCGGAGUGCGCGCGACCGAGACGCUGCUCCGGUGCUCUUCGCCGCGCGGUGGCGACUCGAAUGCGAGUGAGCCGUUGCUCGUGCCGUUGCGGAUCCUUUCCGGGUGCGCCGCCGACGAGGGAGGAGGGGGCAGCCAGGCAGAUACGAUGUGCGAGAUCGCUGUCAGAGUCCAGAGAUACGUGGACUGCACAGUGCUGGGGGCGGGCAGCGUGCCAGACGCCGAGGACUCCUCGUACGACAGCGAUUACGAGGCUGAGGACUCGACUACGUCGACGGCGGCGACGACCGCGACGGCGACGGUGCCCCGUCCGCGCUCGGAGUCGCAGGUGUCCUCUGUGGCGCACCCGGACGUGUCCCGCACCGCGUCUGACACCCUGGCGGCGGAAUUCGCCGAGUACGUCACCAUCCAAGGACCUUCGCCCACGCAGAGUCCAGGUUACACCGCUCGCGUGGAGUUCGCGCUGAAACUGGGCUACACCGAGAAGCUCGUGCAGGCGGCCUUACAGAAGCUGGGCCCAGAUCCUGGUCAGAACGAGCUGCUGGCCGAGCUGAUUAAACUCGGAGCUACUUGCUCGCCAAGACUCAGCGAUAGUCCGGAGGAGCCUGAUGGACUGUUGGAUACCGAGAUGGGUACCGACGAGGGCGGAGGGUCGAUCUUGACGACGGCGAUGACGAUGAACACGACCUCGUCGGCGGGCCUGAGGCCCGUCGUCAUCGACGGCAGCAACGUCGCCAUGAGCCACGGCAACAAAGAGGUCUUCUCUUGCCGCGGCAUCAAGAUCUGCGUGGAUUGGUUCCGCGCCAGAGGCCACAAGGAGAUCACCGUCUUCGUGCCCAAGUGGCGGAAGGAGGCCUCCAGGCCCGACAAUCCGGUCGCCGAUCAAGAAAUCUUGGGUGAGCUUGAGAGGGAUCGUCUGCUGGUCUUCACGCCUUCCAGAUUGGUAGGUGGGAAGCGCAUGGUGUGCUACGACGACCGAUACAUCCUGAGGCUCGCCGCAGAGGUCGACGGCAUCGUCGUUAGCAACGAUAACUACCGGGACUUGGCGCAGGAGAAUCCCGAGUUCAGGAGGGUCGUCGAGGAAAGGAUCCUGAUGUAUAGCUUCGUGAACGACCGAUUCAUGCCGCCGGAUGAUCCGCUCGGCAGGAGCGGCCCUACGUUAGAAAAUUUCCUCAGGAUCGCGCCGAGGAAGGUCGACCCGGCGCCGCCGUGUCCUUACGCCAAGAAAUGCACGUACGGCAACAAGUGCAAGUUCCGACAUCCAGAGAGAGGACCACACCCACAUAAGUCCGUGACAGAGCGACUGGUGGAACACGCCCAGCGUCACCUGCAAGCCCGUGGGCCCAGUCUGAGCCUGCCGCUGCCAUCCACAACGUCCGUCUCUCCGCAGCACCCGCCGCUCUGUAAGACCAGGUCGUCGGUGCCGCCGAGCGUCGUUCAAACCUUGUCGUCCGUGCCGAAGAGUCGAUCCGUAGAGAACGUUACGUCUGACUUGUCCACAACUAGUCCCGCCAUGUAUAGCCAACAAAUGCCCCCUGCCCAGAGUCCUCAAGCUUAUCCCUCCGCAAUGGGCUGGGCUGCGUCGAGAGUGAGCAAUCCCGAGCCAGAACCGGCGAAUAUGCAUCGCAAAUUGCAGCGACAGCUGACUUUAAACCCUGCAUGCGACCCACGUCUUUAUCAGCUCAGACGAUACCAUCAGCAACAGCAAGCAAGCCAACCGCCGCAACAGCAGCAACAGCAACAGCCAGUUAUUAAUCCCUCGCGCUCUAGUAUGCAACAUCGGCCGUUAACGAGACACGCCAGCAACGAGUCGUCGUAUCCAGUUACUGCUAUGAGUUGGGACCAUACCGAACGACUUCAACAUCAUCACCAGCACGUGACACGCAUCGCCUCCGCUCCGGACUCGUACAGAGCGUGGCCGCCGUGCGGCGCAGCCCUGGUACCACCGCCGUCGCGGGUGCAAAGGCUAGGUACCUCGGACCCCCAAUUGAAUCUAUUACCGUCACCGCCGUCCGCAAGCUUACACGUGCCUUGGGGCACACAAGCCCAGGACGCUCGGCGUCGUCUGCACUACCAUCUCGCCAAUAUCUUUCCCGAGGAGCAAGUGCAGGCUGCCAUGGCGAUCCAUCCGCAUGAGACCGACCCUCAGCAGAUUUGCGCCGCAAUUUUGGCGAUGUUUCCUAAAAACUAGAAUUAAUGAAAGUCUCGAGAAGUGUAUUUAUAAAUUGUCGACACGUUCAAUCUGCAGCGUCCAAUUGGAAAACUAAUUUCACUACUAACUGUAAUGUUCUCUCUUCGAUUUCUGUGGACAUCUCGUAGAUUGUAGAGAGAUCUUAAUACUAUAUAAAGUACAUGGUAAUCUUGACCAUCGCGUAGAGAGUUGCAUCAAAGAUGCCAAUCAGUCGAGUGAUUUAAAAGAAGUGAUCAAUUUUUGGAAAUUCUAACAUAUCUGAAAUUUUCGAAUUUUUUAAAGAUUGGACGCGUUUUCGUCCUGCUAGUCGUUGUGGGCCAGCAUUUCGCGGACGGAGAACGCGAUGAUAAAUAAUCCGCGUAACGUGAAAGUCUAGAGGAAUAUCCUGAUAUGUCCUCGUAGAUUUUCGCGUUAUUUAAGAAUGAUUAACGAGAGUUGAAUGAUCGCGCAUUUUUUUACAAGCGAGUUUCACGUCAGCAGGGCAUUACAGCGCGAGUGUUGUUACAAUAUUCGGGGUGUAGGUGGUGAGAGAGAAAGAGAGAGAAAAUCUGUAUUUUAAUCCGUCGUUUUAAUCGUAAUGAACUCGCGUCGGUGAUCAUCGUCUCACAUUGAGCCGAUCGACUUCUAUCUUUUCGAUUGCACUCGCGGAAUCGUCUCGCGCUGUUUUCUCAUCAAUGUUUGUUUCUUGACAAGAAAGGAAAAAGAUCCCAAUUAUAUUUUUAUAAGUGCAUCGACUUUACGCGCGUUCGUCUACUGAGGUCAAGUCUACUGAGGUUCUUGAUAAGAUUUUUACAAUUUUUAUAUUAUUGAUAUAGUUAUAUACAUCUUUUGUAUAACUAGACACAUCUGAUUCGACGAACUUCAUUGCUUAUGAGAAAAUUUUUCGAGACGAUGUCGCGAACGCUGAUCGUUCACAUUAGCGGCUGUGAAUUUAUGGGAAGCCUUAUACAUGCAUAUAUAUAUAUAUAUAUAUAUAUAUAUAUAUAUAUAUAUAUAUAUGUAUAUGUGUAUAUAUAUACAUAUAUAUAUAUAUAUAUAUAUAUAUAUAUAUAGACAUAUAUAUAUAUACACACGUAUAUAUCACCCGGCGAUAUAAUUCGUAUUAAAACAGUACAUAAUAUAUACGUAUAUAUGUACGCAUGCGAAACAUUUCGGUAAACCGAAACAAGAUGAGUAUAUCGUACAAAUUGUACGAGAACUAAUUAAGACUUAACCGACUUCUUAUAUCGUUGUUUCCCGUCUCAUAUUGAAGAAUUAUAUAUUUUAACUUAUUGGACUAUCGAUUACUUGACACGCGCACGUAAGAGCUGCGAAUUAAUCGAUAUAUAUAUUAGUUCAAUUUAAUUGAACUCUCCCAAAACAUAGGGAAGAGUCCAAUGGAUUUAAAUUAAUAUUCUCAUGUCAGAUGUUUUUACUUGCGCAGCAAAACGUACCGCAAUAUUUUUCACAAAUAAAUGAAGAAGAAAUCAAUAAUUAAUUUGUUAAUCGAUACAUGUGAUUAUAAAUUUAUUAUAUUAUUUUACGAUAAAAUUUUAUAUCAAAUUUCAAGGACUUCAGCUUUUCCGACAAUUUUGUAUUCAUUGUCUAUCUAACAAAUAAUCUACAAGAUUUUAAUAUAUACAUAUGUGUGUCAUGUGUGCACAUGUAUAUGGUAAUCUCCUCUCGGAAGCACAAUACCAUGUAUUGUUGAGAAUCCGCGAGUUGCGAAGCGAAUACUAUAUAAAGUAUGUUGUAUCUAACAAAGGUAAAGAUAAACAUUUAUUACUCACACUGUGUAAACGAUGAAUGCGCGAUAACCGUUUCGGUUGUGGAAGAUUAUUACUAUUAUUAUUAUUUUAUUAUUAUUUUUAUAAUAAUGUUAAUCUAUGAAAUAUUAUAUAUAUCGAGUUUGUAUCAAUGUUAUUGCGAAUGGAUAUUACGAAAUAAAUGUUUUUUUUGACUUA